Ictalurus punctatus (channel catfish) is the source of this 1573-nucleotide messenger RNA. Its product is annotated as dynein regulatory complex subunit 4. Gene Ontology annotation, cellular component: motile cilium; microtubule; Golgi apparatus. The record is from RefSeq and is a predicted model, not a curated record. NCBI's taxonomy places the organism in Eukaryota, Metazoa, Chordata, Actinopteri, Siluriformes, Ictaluridae. The transcript is spliced from 9 exons. The coding region runs from base 123 to 1331 and encodes 402 amino acids. Gene Ontology annotation, molecular function: microtubule binding; small GTPase binding. Gene Ontology annotation, biological process: flagellated sperm motility.
AGAGAGAUUAGUGGUUUACGUUUACAAGCAAUUAAUUUGUCUUGGUGUACUGGUGAUUAAUAAUAAUAAUAAUAAUAAUAAUAAUAAUAAUAAUAAAGUUAUUAGCAAAUUAAAGCAAGAUCAUGCCUCCGAAAAAGAAAGGAACAGGGAAGUCUGCGAAGGAAAAGAGCAGUACUGUAGACCAAGUACCAUCUACAACGGAGGAAAAUGGCAGUACAGUAGCCCAAGGACCAUCUACUGCGGAGGAAAAGAGCAUUACUGUAGACCAAGGACCAUCUAAGGAGCAGCUGGAAAAGCAAAUUAUCCAGAUGCGUGAGGAGCUGGAUCGGGAGCAAAAAGAGCGCAAUUACUUCCAGCAGGAGAGAGAUAAGAUACAUGACUUUUGGGAGAUCAGUAAAAGCCAUCUAGAGGAGAAGUACGCAGAAAUAAGGAACAGGGAUAAAGAACUGGAAGAAUCUGCAGAGAAACAUCAGCGAGAGAUCAGGAAGUACAAGGAGAAGAUUAAAGACAUGCUGUUAGAACAUCAAAAUAGCAUUGCGGAGUGUAAGCACGAGGGAGUGGUUGCCACUAAACUCCUGGAGAAAGAGCGGGCAGACCUGGAGAGCGAGCUGCAGAGAGACAUACACAGGCUGAAAGUGGAUUCGAAAGAACAGGAGCUCUCGUACGAGAAAUCCAUCAAGAGCCUAAAACUGAGCCAUGAUAAGGAGAUCACCAAGCUCAGAAGUGAAUUUGAGGAAAAAUUACGAGAAAUCAAUGCUACGUAUGAGAAGAAGCUGGAAGAACAGCAAGAGGAGCUAGACCUGAGGCGCAAGACUGAAAUACACGAGAUCGAGAAACAGAAGCAUGCCCACAUUAAGAAACUGAUAAAGAGCCACGAUAAAGCCUUCAGUAAUAUAAAGAACUAUUAUAAGGAUAUCACUUACGAGAGCGUGAACCAAAUCGACUCGCUUGAGGAGAAAGUGGCUGACAAGAACAGUAAGAUGUUGGAGAAGGAGAUGCCCAAGGUGAUACAACAGAACAAGCGUCUGACGGAGCUACUGCAGAAAGCCACCCAGGAAGUGUCAGAGCUGCAGAAACAGCUCACCGACUAUCAGAAGGACAAAAGCAUACUGGCGGGAAAGCAAGCAUGUCUCAAAGUGGCAGAUGCAGAGCUGAAGAACCUGAUAUUUGAGCAUGAACUUCUGGAGCAGAGAUUCAGGAAGGUGCAGCAGGAUCGUGAUGAACUGUACAAGAAGUUCGACAAGGCCAUCCUGGAGGUGCAGCAGAAGAGAGGCUUUAAGAACUUGCUUCAGGAGAAGAAACUGGUCGCUCAAACAGAGACCGGAGAAUAAAGAGGGACCGCUUAACAAGGUCCUUCCUGCCUCCAAUUUAGAGCCCAGUGCCUUUCCGUAUUAUAAAUUCUUUAUUUUAAUAUUUUGAGAUACUACAUUUGUGAUUUCCAUGAGCUGUAAGCCGUAAUUAUCAAGAUUAAAACAAAAAAAAAGGUUAGAAAUAAUUUUGUGUGUAAUGAAUCUAGAAAAUAUUAAAGUUCCACUUUUUAAAUUAAAUUAUGUGAAAAAAUGAACUUUUUUAA